Molecule: messenger RNA, 925 nt
Organism: Eucalyptus grandis
Lineage: Eukaryota; Viridiplantae; Streptophyta; Magnoliopsida; Myrtales; Myrtaceae
Product: NADPH:quinone oxidoreductase
Exons: 3
Coding region: 99-689 (196 amino acids)
Cellular component (GO): cytosol
Molecular function (GO): oxidoreductase activity; FMN binding
Source: RefSeq, a predicted model, not a curated record
ACGCAAUCGCCAUUAAUUGGUCAACUUCUUCUUCAUCUUCUUCUUCACUGCGCCUGUUCGUUCACUGACAAUUCCGAGAGAGAGAGAGAGAGAGAGAGAUGGAAUCUACGGGGGUCGCUAGCCCAGUGAUCAAGGUCGCGGCAAUCUGCGGGUCAAUUCGAAAGGCUUCUUCCAAUCGAGGCCUCAUUCGUUCCGCGAUCGAGAUAUGUGAGGAAUCGGUGAAGGGGAUGCAAAUAGAGCUGAUCGACGUGUCGCCGCUUCCGAUGAUAAACACGGACCUCGAAGUCAACGGCAGGUUCCCGCCGGCAGUCGAGGCUUUUCGCCAGAAGGUUCUAGCAGCAGACAGCAUCCUCUUUGCUUCCCCUGAGUAUAACUACUCCAUCACUCCACCUUUGAAGAAUGCAAUCGACUGGGCAUCUAGACCACCAAAUGUUUGGGCCGAUAAGGCAGCUGCCAUUGUGAGCUCGGCAGGAGGUUCUGGUGGGAGACGAGCGCAGCAUCAUCUCCGUCAAAUUGGAGUCUUUGUCGAUCUUCAUUUCAUCAACAAGCCUGAAUUCUCCAUAAACGGACACGAACUGCCCACGAAAUUCGACAGUGAGGGGAACUUGGUUGAUCCAGAGACUAAGGAGAGACUCAAGAAAGUUCUUCAAGCACUGCAGGCAUUUACAUUGCGACUGCAGGGUCGAUGAUGCAGGACUCAUUAAGAACAUAAGUACUGUGCAUCAUUGGUAUAUUAUUUUAUUCAGUGAUAUUGAGGACAUGAAAUCAAUUUCUUUACGAUGAACACCAAUUUCAUAAAAGCAAGGGCUGUAGUAGUAAAUAAACAUUCCUCCGAGGAAACAGGCCAGUGGCUUAAAGGCAAUACAAUGUAUUGGAUUCUGGUUUGUGGACUAAAUAUUCAACGACUGACAUCUCCAGUGGGUUU